UCAUUUACUUUCAUGACCCACUGUACAUAUAAGUAUAUAUACAAACCAUAUAAAAAGUUGAAGUAAUGAGGAUACGAGCCCAUAUGAAUAACGGUAUAGUGACACAGCUUACAGUUAACCUCACUUUUGAAUUUGUUGAAAACACGUGGACCGUUAUAGAAAUAAAAUGACAACAGUAAUGGAAUUAAUUAAUUUUUUUGAUCACGAUUCAAAAGAGUAUAAAGAAUUUUUACAACACUUAAUAUGUUUUAAUGGAGAUGUACCAUUUGACAUAGAAGAGGUUGAUAAAGCACAGAGUGCUAUCAUAUCAACUAUAAAUACUUGUUUAAAUCAAUCACAGUCUCGACAUAAUGGGUUAUUAAUUUUGGAUAAAAUUUUGCCACAAUGCUCGAAUGAUGUUUUUUCAAAACAUUGCAUGUUAUGGAUAUCAAAAGCUACUCAAGUAUUAGAAAGUAUUCAUAGUGACCCGCAAGAAUUAUCCAUCUCUUGUAAAAUUCUUGGAUAUUUGAUCAUUAAGUCAAAAGAUAUUUCAGACAUACAAAAACAAGUGUCUAUGCAAAAUGUAAAACAACUUAUUAACAUAAUUAGUAAUUUGAAUACAGAGAAAAAAUGUGGUCCAAUAUAUUAUUUAAUUGCAAUACUACUAUAUCAAUAUCCAGAAGUUUGUGAACGUUUUCAGAUUUCCAUAAAGAAGAUUAUACUGUUGCAAGUAGAUUCUUCUCAAGAAAAUCUAGUUAACUCAAGUGCAAAAUGUUUUGCUCUUUUAGUAAAAGCAACAGAACGUUCAUUUAAACCUCCUCCUUUGAAACCAAAUUAUACUAAUACAACGUAUCAUCAUGCACUUAUUUGUAAUAAUUUACAUGUAAUAAUGGAUGAAUUAUUUUCUGAUUUAAUAGAAUUAGAAAAUGUGAGCAUAUGGGAUAAACUGGAAUUACCUGUUAUAUCUCAAGAAAAUGUUGUUCAAUUCUAUUUUACACAAAAACAAAGAUUUUUGAAUUUGUGUACUUAUUUAUCAUUUAUGUUGCGUGGAUUUGAUAAAAAAAAUUCAGUAUUACCGCAUGACAUUUUGAAGGUUUUAUGUAGAGGACUAGCAAUACAACCAUCAAAUAUACAGAAUCAAAAUUCUGUUAGAGAACAGAUUUUAUAUCUUAUUUUACCAAAACUACAUAUUGCUUUAUUCAGUAUUUUAGAUGCACUAAUAAAUGGAUUUAAAGAGCAAUUAAUACCAUUUGGAUCAAUAAUAUUGCAACUGUUUCUUCAAACAUUACAAUGGACAAAAAAUACUUCAGAAAACCAAAUAACAAUUAGUGGAAACAAACCAUUUAGAAAUGUAAGAAUAUCUGCUUAUAAAUGUCUAAACUCUUGGUUAAUGAAUACUAAUUCGUUAUCUGGUAUAGAGACAGUUGCAGGUGAAUAUCUUUCUUCUAUAUUAAAAGAUAUAGUACCAGAGAAAGAUCGUGUUUUACUGACUCUUCAAAAAACACAAAAUUUAUCAAAAAGAGCGUUAAAACGUCUUCGAGAUAGUCAAUAUGAGAAGGGUACCUAUUUGAAUAAUGGGAUUGGUUCUAGUAAAGAACAUUAUCCAGAUACAGAUGUAUGUAAAGUGGCUCUGAAUAUAUUACAAAAUAUAUUUUUUAAUAGUGGAACUCUUCUAAAACAAACAUUCUUUAAGACUGUACAAAAUACCAUAAUACCUUUGUUGUAUGACUGCUAUUUAAGUGCAACUGACGAAAAAUUUUAUAAAGAAUAUCCUGACUGUCGUUUAUUAUUAUUCAGAGUUUUAAGAGCUUUGCAAAUGAAUCCACAUUCUUCAUCACCUUUACCUACGCAAUAUUCUCUAGAAUUAUUUGAAAUGGCUUUGAAUGAUAAUGAUUUACACAUUGUUCAAGAAGCUAAAGUGACAUUGGCAGAACUUGAAAAAAUCAUACAUCCUCAUGCUCCACCACUUCAAUUAACUCAAGUAGAAACUAUACAAAAAGAAUUUGUUACUGAUGGGCAAAUCGUACAAAAAAAUAAUACAAUGGAAAAUGUAGUUUCGCCCAUUGUUAAAAUUGUUAUAAAUGAAGAUGAAGAAUCUUUGCCAAAUAAAAAAUUAAAAGUUACAAAUUCUAGCGAAACGGUUGAACCCAAAACACAAAACACCGCAGAAGACAAACUUCAUAUUACACAAAUAAAUCAAGAUAUUAUAGAGAAAGAAGAUAAUACGACAAAAAAACAAAUGACAGUCACAAUACAAAAUGAAAAUAUUGAAGUUGAGAAAGUUUGUGACAAAUCAGUAAAUAGAACUAUUCCAACCUUAAUUGUGACAGAUACAGAAAUUCCGCGAUCAACAUCACCACUGAACAUUAUUAAACAAACUGACACUGAUAUUUUCGUUGAAACAAUGGAUACAACAGAAGAUAAUCCUAACUCAGAUACCAAUUCUAAAAUAUCUGAUCUAAAUGAAGAACAUUUAGAUCAACAAGAGAAAGAAAAAGAGGAGGAAGAAAUAUUACAAUUAUUUCAGGAUAUACCAAAAAAUGAUAAUUAAUUAUAGU
Molecule: messenger RNA, 2537 nt
Organism: Frieseomelitta varia
Lineage: Eukaryota; Metazoa; Arthropoda; Insecta; Hymenoptera; Apidae
Product: proline-, glutamic acid- and leucine-rich protein 1-like
Exons: 9
Coding region: 167-2530 (787 amino acids)
Biological process (GO): rRNA processing
Cellular component (GO): nucleus
Source: RefSeq, a predicted model, not a curated record